This is a messenger RNA of Mercurialis annua (annual mercury), 471 nucleotides long. RefSeq names its product pentatricopeptide repeat-containing protein At3g13150-like. The record is from RefSeq and is a predicted model, not a curated record. Lineage: Eukaryota; Viridiplantae; Streptophyta; Magnoliopsida; Malpighiales; Euphorbiaceae. The transcript is spliced from 2 exons. The coding region runs from base 1 to 471 and encodes 156 amino acids. Gene Ontology annotation, cellular component: chloroplast. Gene Ontology annotation, molecular function: protein binding.
AUGCCGAAAGACGGAGAAGACAAAAACUCAGCGACAGGCUCUCACUUUACGCGCUAUGGAAUGGAAAGCAAGAAUGUUGUUCCGAAUGUUCGGAGUUUUAAUUCAAGGUUACGUGGAUUGGUGUUGGAGAAUAGAGUGGCGGAUGCUGUUGGCUUGUUGGAAGAAAUGGAGAGCAAGGGAGUUAACCAGGAUGUUAUUAGUUAUAAUGCGGUGCUGAUAGGGUUAUGCAAGGAUGAAAAUGUUGAGGAAGUGAAAAGUUGGUACAGGAAACUCGGAGAAAAUGGUUACGAGCCUGAUAGGGUUACGCACGUGACGCUCAUUACGUUCUUCGUAAGAAGGGUGACCUUGACAUGGCCUCAUGUGGUGAAUGAGCUUGUUAAGCUGUCGAGGGUUGAAGAAGUUCGGGGUAUUGUUGAAUUGGGGAAGUCGAAUAAGCAUUCUUAUAGAUUGAGUUUACCUUUAGAUAAGUAG